This is a messenger RNA of Pygocentrus nattereri (red-bellied piranha), 1383 nucleotides long. Its product is annotated as phospholipase A and acyltransferase 4-like. Lineage: Eukaryota; Metazoa; Chordata; Actinopteri; Characiformes; Serrasalmidae. The coding region runs from base 372 to 914 and encodes 180 amino acids. Gene Ontology annotation, molecular function: glycerophospholipid phospholipase A1 activity; A2-type glycerophospholipase activity. Gene Ontology annotation, cellular component: cytoplasm. Gene Ontology annotation, biological process: N-acylphosphatidylethanolamine metabolic process. The record is from RefSeq and is a predicted model, not a curated record. The transcript has 4 exons.
CUAUUUUCCCAUCAUCAAUAUUCAACAUAAACUCGUUUAGGUUCUCUGGUUGUUCUGGAUAAUAAACGAAGUGUCUAUAUUUGUGUUGUAGUCAUGGCAACUCCUGGUUCCUAUCAACACCACUGUAAAGACAUCUGAACCAUUUCAUACCAAACCCUCUGAAUCUCUCUGUUUACAUCUCACACACUGGAUUAUGCAGAAAUUUUGAAUUUGAUGGAAUUCCCCAAGGUGGAAGGUUACCUUCAGAUAAAGCAUGACUAAGUCGUCUGUAUGUGACUCAUCUGUCCUGUUUACUGCUCAGUAACUUGGUUUUAUGACUAGCAAAGAUCAAAAGUUCAAGACUGCAGACGUCUCUACAGCUUUCACUACCAAUGGAAGGCAAAAUGGAGGGCUCUGCUGAGAUAGGAGACAUUAUUCGUUAUGGCCAGUUUGGGGACUUAAUUGAAUUCUCUUACCCGAUUGGCUUCUCACACUGGGGUGUGUAUGAAGGAGACGGGCACAUAGUUCAUUUUGCAGUAGGAGAUGAGAAUGAGCUGCAGAGAAGGUUCCGUGUGCACGUGCUACAGAGAGUGUUCCCCUCAUCUGGUAACAUUCUUCUUGGACACACUAAGGUCCAGCGGGAGCACAUCACCCAGGUGCCAGUCCCUAAAGGAGCUCAUAUCAAAAUCAGCAAUAACUGCCAUCACAGUCCAGCAUCUACAGCCACAGACAUGAGGAGGCGAAUGUACGGCCUGCUGGACGAAGUUCUUGAGUACAACCUGUUAAUGCACAACUGUGAACAUUUCGCCACGUUUGUGCGGUACGGAGUGGCCAUGUGUAAUCAGAUUCCACUACACAAACACAAGGAGCAGAGGACGGCGACAGCACUGUUCAAGGACAUCAUAUCUAAGAGGAGCUGGAAAACACAGUUUUGAAAGUACUGGACCUCAAUGCGAGUGAAAUAAGUGGCUCGUAGUUUCAUGCAGACUGACGUCGUUAUGAUUAGAGGUGGGCAACAUGACGAUAUGCUGUUGUUAUUGUGAUAUAUUAUGUAACGAUAUUCUUUUGUGAGUAUGACAGUAUGACAUCAUCUUAUUUUAAUAAUUUAUUGAUUUUUCCUCCUGGUCCUUCUUAGUUCAAUUCUGCAAAUAUUUGACACGUUUAGUUUUUCUAGCCUUUUUAAAAAUAUGGCUAAUUAAAACAUAAUAAUAUAACAUAUUAUAUAAUAAUAUAACAUAUUAUUGUUUUGUCUCUUUACACAUAUAAAGUCAGCAGAGCACACCAGGCCUGGUCCAAUGUGGCUGUCCAGAUACAAUUUCAAUAAAGUGGCCACUUCAUCAGAAGCCCCCCCCCCCUUCUGUUAUCCUUUAGUCCUUGUUGAAUCAGCCCUAACGAGCCAGGCCU